Molecule: messenger RNA, 957 nt
Organism: Ostreobium quekettii
Lineage: Eukaryota; Viridiplantae; Chlorophyta; Ulvophyceae; Bryopsidales; Ostreobiaceae
Source: the annotation of a GenBank genome assembly
AUGGAGCGUCUCAGAACUGGCCACAGAAAAUAUGCCCCAAGACCGUCUGCUUUGGAAGUGGCAUUGAAGCUGGUUACAAAGAAGAUUGAGCUGUCAAGGACCAAGGCCCUCGGAGCCUAUUUUGAUGACCCUCGACAGGACAUCAACUUUGAUUUUCUGGCUGAGAAUGAGCAACAUUCUGUGCUCCUUGAGGAAUUUCGGAGGCUAAGCGAGCUGGGAAAGGAGGACAACCUAGCUGGAGAGCUUUCGCCAUCGGCCCUUCAGGCCCGUGUGGAUGUAAGGGAGUCAGAGGAGGGUAGGCGGAAGGAAAUGAGCCGGGACCAUGUCCAGCUGGAGGUGCGAGAUUGGCUGCGUGGAGGACCCCGAGUGGAGCUGCCUCAGAGCCAUGCGAGCCUUGGUGGGAGGCUGCAUGCAGCCUGGUCGUCGGAAGACCUUGCCACAGGUCGAUCUCAGUCAGAAAGGAUGGCAACGCCACCAGGAAUCGCCAGCUGGGUGCGAGGGGAGGAUGAAAUUGCGGAGCUGUGUGAAACAAUGGACGGGAGAUGGAGAGCCCUGAUGAGAAUGCCGCCAGGACUCUUCGAGGAGCUGAAGGACCUUCGAGGCGAACUGAUGAGGGCGCGAAAGGCAAGAUUCUGGAUCAACGCCAUGUAUAGGAUCGAGGGAGAGGUGGAGAAGAUGGCACGCGCGGAGGCCAGCCAGCUGCUUGCCUCGACGGAGUCGGUUUGGAGGGGCUGCGCACGGCAACCCCUUGUCCUUGCACCUGGGAUCCGUGGGAACAGGCUGGAGUCGAUGCGAAUGGGUCUGAGGGAAGCUAUGCUGCGGUACCAGCUUGAUAUGUUGCGGUAUAGAGCUGCGGUGGAAUCGGAUAACAAUGAAAGAUCAGCCAUGCAGGCAGUAUAUGAUUGGCUGAUAGGGAUCGCUUGGGAUUUGAAGGUGGUGAACAUCACCAUUCUGUAA